Penicillium salamii is the source of this 1539-nucleotide messenger RNA. The record is from the annotation of a GenBank genome assembly. Lineage: Eukaryota; Fungi; Ascomycota; Eurotiomycetes; Eurotiales; Aspergillaceae.
AUGAUUUCUAUAGAUAUGUCUCCAAUGGAUCACGAAACUGCCAAAAGCCCGCCUGCCAAGUACGACUCAGACUACUUUGAAGAAAAGGAUGCGGGAUUCGAGGAAGUUUCUCCGGGUACCUUGCUCUCAGAGCCACACAAAUCCUACUUGAUCCAACGACAUGGCACGUUGGACCUCGAUCCGAUUCCUAGCAUGGACCCAGCAGAUCCAUACAACUGGGCCUCCUGGAAGAAAAUCACAAACCUAGCUCUCGUGGCAUUCCAUGCGUGUAUGGGCACUUUCACUGCAGCGGCCAUCAUUUGUGCCUACGAGAACAUCGCCGAGGAUUUGGAGGUCUCCAUUCAGCGAGUUAGCUAUCUCACUUCACUGCAGAUCGCUAUUCUCGGAGGUGCACCCCUGUUUUGGAAGCCGCUCUCACAUCGGUUCGGACGCCGUCCGAUUUUCCUCUUAUCACUACUUUUGAGCUGUGUCUGCAACGUUGGCUGUGCAAAGAGUACUGAUUAUGCCUCCAUGGCGGCAUGUCGAGCCCUCGUUGCAUUCUUCAUCUCACCUGCCAUGGCUAUUGGAAGUGGUGUUGUCACUGAGACUUUCUUCAGACAUGAGCGUGCACGCUAUAUGGGCGUGUGGACCUUGAUGGUGACACUGGGAGUUCCAGUCGGACCUUUCAUCUUCGGCUUCGUCGCGCAGCGCGUUGGAUACCGCUGGAUUUACUGGACAUUGGCCAUCACAAAUGCUGUCGAGUUCAUUUUAUACAUUUUCUUCGGUCCUGAAACACGUUACAUUGGUGGUGAUGUCCAAUCACGUUCAUCGGCAAUCAAGACGGAGUACAUGUCACUUCGUCGGAUCGACCCUACACCAUUCAAGCUCAGAGAAUUCUGGCACCCCCUCACUCUCUUCACGAACAUUCCUGUUCUCCUUGCGGCGAUCGCCUACUCCAUGGUUUUCCUCUUCUGCUCAGUACUGAACUCGGUCGAAGUUCCUCAAUUGCUCCAAAGCAAAUUCGAACUCAACGCCCAACAACUUGGUCUUCAGUUCCUGGGACUGAUCAUUGGUUCCCUAUUGGGUGAACAGCUCGGUGGAUACAUGUCGGAUUUAUGGAUGAACACCCGCGCCAAGAAGAUCGGACGAAAGCCUGCACCAGAAUAUCGACUUUGGUUGAGCUAUAUCGGUUUUCUCUUGAGUAUUGCCGGUAUGGUCGUGUUCUUGGUCUGCACAGAGCAAGCAAAGACUGGGAAAUGGGAUGUCCGACCCAUUGUUGGAACAGGCGUUGCCGCCUUCGGUAACCAGGUCGUCACCACCGUUCUGACUACCUAUGCAGUGGACACAUAUCCCCAAGAUUCUGGCAGCGUUGGCGUAUUCAUUAACUUCGUGCGAUCAACUUGGGGAUUCAUUGGACCUUUCUGGUUCACUUCGAUGUUCGAGAGUGUUGGUAUUGCCGCAAGCUCUGGCGUGGCUGCUGCUCUGAUAAUGGGUGCUGGGUUCUUGCCGAUGGCUCUGAUGCAUUGGCAAGGACAGAAGUGGUACAGCAAGGCGGUUUGA